CAUAUACGAAUACGGCCAGCCUGGACUGCGACUUUCAGACGGACACCUGCGACUGGACACAGGUCAAGGACGACCAGGCAGACUGGCGUAGACGCCGAGGUGAGACCAACUCGAACGGCACCGGGCCGUUUUACGACCACACCUACGGCAACUUCACGGGCGUCUACAUCUACUUUGAGGGCGGCGACGUGAGCAGGGCCAACGACACAGCGUCACUGCAGAGCCCUCUACUUCCGGCUCAGACUGGGGCUGUGUUCAGCUUUUUCUACCACAUGAAAGGAUACCAGAUGGACACUCUUAGGGUCAGGCUUGUGACCUAUGACUUUUUCGGAAGGGAAACAAGUGAAAAGAUUUUAUUUCAGAAAUCUGGCAAAGAGCAAACGGCGUGGGCCGAGGCUAGGAUCGACGUGGACGAGACGGAGAGCUUCCGGCUGUUCGUUGAAGCGCUCUUGUUGCACGACUUUGGCGACUACACGGACAUGGCGGUGGACGACUUCCGGUUCUUCCGCACAUGCAAAAGUAACCCGUGCGGGACAGACCAGACGUGUAAUGACCGUCAGUUCGGCUUUGCGUGCGCUUACAACUGUACCACCGCACCGUGCCUGAACGGGGGGAUGUGCGGAGCUGAGGGAGAAAGCUACACAUGUAGGUGUGCACCGGGCUACACAGGCCCUAACUGCGAGACAGACAUAGAUGACUGUCGACUGUUGCCGUGCCAGAACAACGCCGUGUGCAUCGAUCUCGUCAACUCUUACUUCUGCGCAUGUGCUGACGGCUUCACCGGAACUACCUGUGAGAUACAGCUGGAGACUCCGGAAUGUCACGGUUUAGUUGUUGACCUGCACGCCACUCCCAAGACUCUGACUCCGCCAAUCACAGCUGAGCUGAAUAUCACGUGCUCUUUGAGAUUGGCGACGUCAAAUGAAAAACGCGUUUGCGAGGACGUCAUCAGUUUCGAUUUUGGGGGCGUGGCGUCUGUUGCUCUUACCCGGAAAGGUUCCAGAGAUGUGAUCGAAGAAACUGUGUCCGUCAUGUCGUUUUUUGAAAACGCCACCGCCAAAACUGACCACGGUAUGCUGGAGGUGGAGGGCUGGCUCAGACAUGUGAUGACGUCACAGAGCCCCGCUCUAGCCUCGCUGGACAACAGGUGGUUUUACCCAACGGACGACCAGGCGGGAGACUACUCCUGCACUGUCGUCGCUAUCGGCAGCUUGGGCCGACCUCUGACCUUUCAAGUCAGGCAGAAGAUCAAAGUAUCGAUUCCUGCGAAACAGGAAGUUCGCAGAUACGUUGCCAACCUGCACAACAGCAGCUGCCCUAAGUGAAUUUUGAUGGUUGAUCCUCUAGACUCUAGAUCUAUUAAUUUUGUCGCUUGUGUUUCUUGUACCCUAAUUCUUUUAUAAUUUUUUUGGGUAAAAUAUCUAAUUAUUUUUGUCAUUAAAAAAAAAAAUUUCUUAUACCGUUAUUUUUUUUAUAUCAACAAAUUGUAAUACUUUUUUUGUAGUUGCAAAAUUCCUCCUUCCUUACAAUAUUUUAAGAAUUUCUGAACACAGCCGUUGUUACAUUCAAUGUCUAGCAGUUUCCCUCGAUUGGGUUGUAAUUUGCUGCUUUCAAAAGGAUAAAAAUUGAAAAUUGAAAAUAAAAAUGUACCAUGGACUAUUCCAUUGACGACAAUUUA
Aplysia californica (California sea hare) is the source of this 1678-nucleotide messenger RNA. RefSeq lists its product as uncharacterized. Lineage: Eukaryota; Metazoa; Mollusca; Gastropoda; Aplysiida; Aplysiidae. Gene Ontology annotation, cellular component: membrane. The record is from RefSeq and is a predicted model, not a curated record. Gene Ontology annotation, molecular function: calcium ion binding.